This is a messenger RNA of Heterocephalus glaber (naked mole-rat), 3402 nucleotides long. Lineage: Eukaryota; Metazoa; Chordata; Mammalia; Rodentia; Bathyergidae. The record is from RefSeq and is a predicted model, not a curated record.
AUGAAGAUUUUACUGGCAAUCGCCUUUUUUAUUUUAAUUGCUUUGUGGGUUGAAGAAGCCUAUUCUAAAGAAAAGUCUUCCAAGAAAGGGAAGGGGAAAAAGAAGCAGUAUCUGUGCCCAUCUCAGCAGUCGCCAGAGGACCUGGAUCGGGUGCCGCGCAAUUCCACCAGCGAUAUCCUGAACAGGAUGUUGGUCAGUUACGAUCCCAGGAUAAGACCAAACUUCAAAGGCGUUCCUGUUGAUGUAGUCGUCAAUAUUUUUAUUAACAGUUUUGGGUCCAUUCAAGAAACAACAAUGGACUAUCGCGUUAACAUCUUCCUGAGACAAAAAUGGAACGACCCGCGGCUGAAGCUCCCCAGCGACUUCCGGGGUUCGGAUGCUCUCACAGUGGACCCCACAAUGUACAAAUGCCUGUGGAAACCAGAUUUGUUUUUUGCGAAUGAAAAAAGUGCCAAUUUCCAUGAUGUAACCCAGGAAAACAUACUUCUCUUUAUUUUUCGGGAUGGAGAUGUCCUUGUCAGCAUGAGGUUGUCCAUUACUCUUUCCUGCCCCUUGGACUUGACUCUGUUCCCCAUGGAUACGCAGCGUUGCAAGAUGCAGCUGGAGAGCUUUGGUUACACAACCGAUGACUUGAGAUUUAUUUGGCAGUCAGGGGAUCCUGUUCAGUUAGAAAAAAUCGCCCUGCCUCAAUUUGACAUUAAAAAGGAAGACAUUGAGUAUGGGAACUGUACCAAAUAUUACAAAGGCACUGGCUACUACACGUGUGUGGAGGUCAUCUUCACGCUGAGGAGGCAGGUCGGCUUCUACAUGAUGGGGGUCUACGCCCCGACUCUGCUCAUCGUGGUCCUCUCCUGGCUGUCCUUCUGGAUCAACCCCGAUGCCAGUGCCGCCAGGGUGCCGCUGGGCAUCUUCUCAGUGCUCAGCUUGGCCUCGGAGUGCACCACGCUAGCCGCCGAGCUCCCCAAGGUGUCCUACGUGAAGGCACUGGAUGUCUGGCUCAUCGCUUGCCUUCUCUUUGGAUUCGCCUCUCUGGUGGAGUACGCGGUCGUCCAGGUGAUGCUGAACAACCCCAAGAGAGUGGAAGCAGAAAAGGCCAGAAUUGCUAAGGCUGAGCAAGCAGGUGGCAAAAGUGGAAAUGCAGCUAAAAAGAAUACUGUGAAUGGCAUGGGCACUCCAGUUCACAUCAGCACUCUGCAGGUUGGUGAGACCAGAUGUAAAAAGGUUUGUACUUCUAAGUCAGAUCUGAGGUCCAAUGACUUCAGCAUCGUUGGAAGCUUACCGAGAGAUUUUGAGUUGUCCAAUUACGACUGCUAUGGCAAACCCAUUGAAGUCAACAAUGGCCUGGGAAAAUCUCAGGCAAAGAGCAGCAAGAAACCUCCUCCAGCCAAACCUGUUAUUCCCACAGCAGCAAAACGAAUCGAUCUGUAUGCGAGAGCAUUAUUUCCUUUCUGCUUCUUGUUCUUCAAUGUUAUAUAUUGGUCUAUAUAUUUGUGAUAAAUCUUUUCCAUUUAUAUAAAGUAAAGUCCCAUUUCAUUGUGACCAACCUCAUUCAUAUUUGCCAAUCUGUGAAAACUGUUGCAUUUCCAUAGCAAUAUAUUACAUUUUGGAUGCCAUUUGAUUGUAAUAAAAUGUGGCACCUUACUUAUGAAUGGCAGCAUGAUCCUGCAAGUCUGUGGUCUAAUAAUGAUGUAUAUACGUAUAGCAAGCAUAUUGCUUUAAGAAUAAAUGAAUGAUGAGCAUACUACACAUUAUACAUCUAAACAGUUCUCUUCAGUUUGUAUAAACUGCAAAUACUUCAGAUAAUUCUGGUAAUGAAAUGUUGUGCACGCUGAAUCUUGUUAUGGUCACCCUUCUAAUGUAUGCAGUAUUUCAGAGUUCCUUCCUUGUAACAUUCAGAGAAAGACGUCUUAUUCUUAUAUUAUUUUGGAUGGUAUUAUCAAAGAUUAAGCAAAGUUUUAUUGAUACUGUUUAAACUUUGUAAGUAGAAAUAUAUCAAUUAUAAAUUAUGGAGGCUCUGUGGAGAAAUAAAGUUCAGAAAAUUAUUAAUUUGUAAAAUCAGCUCAUGUUAUCUCAGUUGUCAAAAUGCCAGCUAAUGAAAUACAAUAUGCAUUUUUGAGGCAAAGGGAAACCUGAACUUGAAUCAAUCCAUACUAAGUUCUGACUUAUGAUAAAAUAUAUAUAAAUAAAAGAUAGAUGCAUCAUUUAAAUAUUUAGGACAAAAAGCUUAUUUAAUCCACAUUAAAACCUAAAAAUGUAUUUGUAUUUGUUGAUGUAGACUAUACAAAAGCAUUGUGCCUUAAAAACAGUUACGCAAAUUUUAAAUUGGAAUGCACUAGUAAAUAAAUUAUUUCAUAUCAUUUUAGGAAACCAAGAGGAAAUAAGUAUUAUACUACUAGAAGUAACUUGAAUUGUAAAAAAAAAAAAAUCCAUGAUCAUUGAAAUUUUAACUUCUUAUUGGAUUAAAAUGCCUACAUAUUUUAAGUAAAAUUAAAAAUUUUCCGAAUUUAUUUCUUAUUUAUUUGAAUAUUUUGGGAUAUAUUACAGAACAGUUAAAGAUUAAGUAAAUGAUAUCUUUGUUUAUAUUAGACUUCACUUCUACUUGUAUUUUCUUUCUUGCUGAAAGUCUAGGCAACUGAGAUUUACUUCUUUGAUCUCAUUCCAACCAGAAAGUAAGCACUAAGUCUCAUUUUAUGAGACCCCCCAUUCCUAAAAAUAUCAUAUUCAAUGUACUUUUUUUCUACCACUGCUGAAAUUAAAACUAACAGUAUUAUAAACAUAAGAUCCAAUGAAUAUAUUUGGAAAGUUCCAACUGAGACUCUGUAUGGCCAAUUUGAUUAUAUAAUGUAUUAAAUAAUGUAUUAAAAUGUUAUGCAAACUAUGAUAUGUAAGACAAUGCUAUUUAUUUAGUUCACUGAUGGCUAAUUUUAGAGACUCAUUGCAAAAAAAUUAAUGGGAUAUAAUGUAGUCCUCUGUAGUGCUCCAGCACCCCCUAGUUGCAAAAAAUGUAACCAUUUGAAUAAUUUUAAGGUGCCACAACUAAGAUUAUUGAUGAACUUCAAUACCCUACUAAGACUGAAGGCAAUAGUACUUUAAUAGAACUCUGUGUGUGUGUGUGUGUGUGUGUGUGUGUGUGUGUGUGUAAUGUCUUGAACAGGAUUUAAAGCAUUUAAAAUUUUAUUUGUAAUAAUUAUACUUACAAUAUGUUUUCUUUAUUUUUGAAAAUUGUAUUCAUUUUGUGGAGUUUGAUCUAGGAUUUUAUGUGGAAGAUGUACCAUACUAGAGUGAGGCCCUCAUUAUAUAGAAAUGUAUUUGCCAGAAAUAAUGUGAACGGAUAUCUUUUCUGUAAUAUAAUAUUGUAGCCUCUUCAAUAAAUCUUAAUACCCAAGUAUAUAUAAGCAACCA